Stylonychia lemnae is the source of this 543-nucleotide messenger RNA. The record is from the annotation of a GenBank genome assembly. NCBI's taxonomy places the organism in Eukaryota, Ciliophora, Spirotrichea, Sporadotrichida, Oxytrichidae.
AUGGGAGGAGCCUAAGCAUUAAUGGGAAUAUCCAAUUCUACUCCAUUCGAUAUUAAAGUUUCACUUCAUUCUGAUAGAACAAUGGUUACCAAGGAUUCAAGUAAAACAUCAAUUAAUGUGGGAUUAAAAAAGAUAUGCAGGAGGACUUUCGGUUACAGUGGAGAGAUGAAUGUUGAAUAUGUUCACUAAUUGGUUGAUCCGGGCUUUAGAGGUUACACUACUGUCAAUGCCAACACUAGAAAGGAUUGGGAGGACCUAGAUCUUACUAAAACUUGGUAUAUCACUGUCAUCAUCUUACUCGGAGAUGAUAAAGUCAAAGUUUAAUGUGAAAGUGAGCAACUCCACUCUCCCAAUGUCGUGCUUGGAUUCACUGAAAGAGGAAAAUUUGAAUUCGUAGACCUAGAGGCAGACAGUUCAUGGAGAGCUAAAGCUGGAAGAGGAACUCAAAAUUUCUACGGUAGAAAAUGCGAAAGUUGUAGCAAAAUGAUGGCUUGCCAAAAAUCAUGUUCAGAAUACUCGAAAUAUGGAGGUCACCAUUUAUGA